AUGAACAACUGUACACUGCAAAAUCUAUUAUUGUUUGGCUGCAUUAUUGUGUUGAUUAAUGGCAACACCAGAUCGGCGGCGUCUUCUUCCCCUGCGGACUCGCUGCUCGGAGUUUCACCUGAAGAUUUGAGUUAUUACAAGGGAUUGUCAUCGACUGGUACGAUAUACUGCAAAGAUGGAUCUAAAAAAUUUAGCAAGUCACAGUUCAAUGACGAUUUCUGUGACUGCCCUGAUGGUUCGGAUGAGCCAGGAACAUCAGCCUGCCCCAGUGCGAAAUUCUACUGCAAGAAUGCUGGCCAUGUUCCCGUGAUCUUAUAUUCGUCGAGGGUCAAUGAUGGUAUCUGCGAUUGUUGUGAUGGGAGUGACGAGUAUGACGGUAAGACCAAGUGCCCAAACACAUGCUGGGAGGCAGGAAAAGUAGCGAGAGAAAAAUUGGUGAAAAAGAUUGCCACAUAUCAGGAAGGUGUCACCAUACGCAAAAAGGAAAUUGAGCAAGCUAAAUUGUCCAUUGCCAAGGAUGAAGGAGAAUUGUCAAAGCUGCAACAUGAGGAGAAAAUACUCAAGGAACUAGUCGAGAAGCUCAAGGAGCGCAAAGAACUGAUUGAGAAGGCUGAAGAAAAAGAACGGCUGGAGAAGGAAAAGGAAGAGAAAGAAAGAAAGGAAGCUGAAGAAGCUAAACAGACGGAAACAACAGCUGAAGAAGCUGAGGAGAAGGAAACAAAAGCUGAAGAUAUUUUGUCCGAGCAGCAUGAUAUUCUUGAUAAUGCUGAGGCAGUAGAUGAAGAUUCACAGGAUCCAGCGGAAGACCAUCCCAAAACUGAACCUGAGCUUGAUCAUUCUAUUAAGGAUGAACCUCAAGGAGAUGGAGUAGAAGAUAAUGAGGGUUCUAUCCAGGUUCACAUUGUUUUAUCCAAAUAUCGCUUCUUGAGGCCACACAAAAUGUUUCAAGCAUUUCUGUGUUUCCAGAAUGAAGAUAUUGAGACAUUAUCAAGAGAUGAGUUAGGACGUCGAGUGGCAUCACGGUGGACCGGGGAAAAGACUGGGAAACAUGAGGAGCUUGACACCUCUAUAGAUAAGAAUCAUGAAUUUCCUGAUGAGGCACCAGAUGAAAUCAGUGAUGAGGACAACCAUGGCUAUGGGUCAGAUGAUGACGAGCAUAAUUAUGAUGAUGAAGAUGACAGCGGAGACCCAGGCGACGAUUUUGGAGGGGAGGAUCAUUAUAGUUCAGGUUCUUCUCAAAAACCUGAGUCUGAUGAUGAGUAUGACUUGUCAGAUGUUACUGGCACAAGUGGCUCAUCUUGGCUGGAGAAGAUACAGAAGAAAGUGAAAAGCGUCUUUCAGGCUGUCAAUUUAUUCCAGAAACCUGUUAAUAUAUCUGAGGCUGCACAUGUUCGCAAAGAAUAUGAUGAAUCCAGUGCCAAGCUGUCCAAGAUACAGUCAAGGAUAUCGAGUCUUAAGAAGAAACUAAAACAAGAUUUCGGUCCUGAUAAGGAGUUUUAUUCAUUCUAUGGUCAAUGUUUCGAGACCAAGCAGAACAAGUACGUUUACAAAGUAUGCCCUUUCAAAGAAGCUACCCAAGCGGAGGGUUACAGCACAACUCGACUGGGGAGCUGGGACAAAUUCGAAGAUUCUUACAGAACCAUGCAGUUUUUACAUGGAGAUAAGUGCUGGAAUGGUCCAGAUAGAAGCUUAAAGGUCAAGUUAAGAUGCGGACUGAAAAACGAACUUGCAGAUGUUGACGAACCAAGUCGAUGCGAGUACAUGGCAUUGUUAUCCACUCCUGCUCUUUGUGUUGACAGUAGACUUAAGGAACUUCAAGAAAAAUUGGAGUCACUGAACAAGGAUCAACCCCAAGGACACGAUGAGCUAUGA
Molecule: messenger RNA, 1872 nt
Organism: Striga hermonthica
Lineage: Eukaryota; Viridiplantae; Streptophyta; Magnoliopsida; Lamiales; Orobanchaceae
Source: the annotation of a GenBank genome assembly